This is a messenger RNA of Tripterygium wilfordii, 844 nucleotides long. Its product is annotated as probable transcription factor KAN4. Gene Ontology annotation, molecular function: DNA binding; DNA-binding transcription factor activity. The record is from RefSeq and is a predicted model, not a curated record. NCBI's taxonomy places the organism in Eukaryota, Viridiplantae, Streptophyta, Magnoliopsida, Celastrales, Celastraceae. The transcript has 5 exons. Bases 20 to 697 code for a protein of 225 amino acids.
GUAGUUUAUAUUGUUUUGUAUGUGUUUCCAGCUGUAUUAUAUAUGUAUGAUGAUGAUGAUGAUGAGGUUUGUUGCUGUUGAAGAAUCAGAAGCCAUGAGAAGUAAUAAUAUGAAGAGAAAUGGAGUGAGACAAUACAACAAAUCAGAGCUCCCUCGUUUCCGCUGGACGCCUCACCUUCAUCAUAAUUUUGUUCAAGCUGUUGAUCGCCUCGGUGGAAUUUACAAAGCAACACCUAAGCAGAUUCUACAGAUGAUGGGAGUGAAAGGACUCAGGAUUUCUCAUGUCAAAAGCCAUCUCCAGAUGUAUAGAAGUGCUGUGAAAGGUCACAACAAUGGCAUCGUCGACAUGAAGAGUUCGCGGGUAAAAAAAGCAAGCUUUAAACAUCUUGGAAGGGUCUUCCCUUCUCACAGGCCAGUAGAAGAUGGAACUAGAGAAUGGAGCCCAUUGAAAGGAAAACAUGAAUAUCAUGGAAAAGCUGGGGUGCUCAAUGACCAAGAGGAUACAAGCUCAAGCAGUUGCUUUGGUAAUGGUAGGUCUCAGGAAGAAGACGACAAGGCUGAGCUCUCACUCUCCUUCACUACUUGCUCUCCCACAAUGACAAGUGCACAAGGAACAGACCUCUCUAUCAGCAUCAACCAUCAUCAAUAUUCUACUUCAUCACAGACCCAUCACAUCAACUUGGAAUUAACCAUCUAAACCAUUUCACAUAGCCACCAUCCACACAAAGUACUACACACUCAAAUGGCUACUCUACUUAAUAUAGUUUCUACACUAAUAAAAAUGUUUACAAGGAUUAGCUAGUCAGUACUGCGAGAAUUCAUAAUGAAUUAACAUUUGAGUUUU